AUGGGCUAUUACACUCACUUGGUUCCCUUCAAUGCCAAAAUUAUUGAAACAACCGUCACUGACGAGGCUUCUGUAGCAGAAUUUUGGGUUCUCCAGGUUCGGUCCAAGUUCAUGUUCCAUGGGCAAAAACUUACUAUUGCAGGGUUGAACUGUAAAUGGAAAUCUCAUCCAAUAAGAUCAAUGAGCAACAAAAUUGCCACUCUACAACUCUGUGUUGACACCAUGUGCCUCGUUAUUCAGCUCCUCCACAUUAACCACAUGCCUCAGUUCAUCAAAACCUUUCUCAGUGACACGGACGUGGUUUUUGUGGGAAUCGACAUUGAAGAGACUGUGUUUAAACUCCAGAAUGAGUAUGGACUGAGUUGCGGAAGGAUUAUUGAUGUUCGUUCCUUGGUUAAGGCAUGGUUCCCACUCAGCUACUAUGGGAAGCCUGGUUUGAAAGUUCUUGCUAACCGAUUGGUGGGGCUCCAUAAAUGGAGACCAAGUGGUGAUGAGUGCCUCAAUAACAUGGACACUAGGUUUCUUGACGAGGAUCAGGUUAAGUUUGCAUGUAUUGAUGCAUAUGCUUUGUGCAGGAUUGGUCACAAGCUUCUCAAGGAAGAUGAAAGGGCUUCUCAAGCAUAUGUGAGUGGAUGA
Messenger RNA from Gossypium raimondii (Peruvian cotton), 636 nucleotides. RefSeq lists its product as uncharacterized. The transcript has a single exon. Bases 1 to 636 code for a protein of 211 amino acids. The record is from RefSeq and is a predicted model, not a curated record. Gene Ontology annotation, molecular function: nucleic acid binding; 3'-5' exonuclease activity. Gene Ontology annotation, cellular component: nucleus; cytoplasm. Lineage: Eukaryota; Viridiplantae; Streptophyta; Magnoliopsida; Malvales; Malvaceae. Gene Ontology annotation, biological process: nucleobase-containing compound metabolic process.